This is a messenger RNA of Pyrgilauda ruficollis (rufous-necked snowfinch), 2033 nucleotides long. RefSeq names its product kelch like family member 14 (gene KLHL14). Gene Ontology annotation, molecular function: protein binding. Bases 1 to 1878 code for a protein of 625 amino acids. The record is from RefSeq and is a predicted model, not a curated record. NCBI's taxonomy places the organism in Eukaryota, Metazoa, Chordata, Aves, Passeriformes, Passeridae. The transcript has 8 exons.
AUGUCCAGAUCCGGGGACAGGACCUCCACCUUCGACCCCAGCCACAGCGACAACCUGCUGCACGGCCUCAACCUGCUGUGGAGGAAGCAGCUCUUCUGCGACGUGACCCUGACGGCCCAGGGCCAGCAGUUCCACUGCCACAAGGCCGUGCUGGCCUCCUGCUCCCAGUACUUCCGAUCCCUGUUCUCCAGCGGCGGCGGGAGCGGCGGGCACCCCCACGCCCUGGGGCUGGGGCCCGGCGCCCAGGACGGGCUGGGAGGUCCGCCGAAGGAGCCGCCGCCGCCGCAGACGCAGGAGGAGCCCGGCACCCCAUCCUCCUCCCCGGAGGACAAGCUGCUGGCCAGCCCGCGGGCCAUCAACAACCUGGUGCUGCAGGGCUGCUCGUCCAUCGGGCUGCGGCUGGUGCUGGAGUACCUGUACACGGCCAACGUGACCCUCUCGCUGGACACGGUGGAGGAGGUGCUGUCGGUCAGCAAGAUCCUGCACAUCCCGCAGGUCACCAAGCUGUGCGUGCAGUUCCUCAACGACCAGAUCUCGGUGCAGAACUACAAGCAGGUGUGCAAGAUUGCCGCCCUGCACGGCCUGGAGGAGACCAAGAAACUGGCCAACAAGUACCUUGUGGAGGACGUGCUGCUGCUCAACUUCGAGGAGAUGCGCGCCCUCCUCGACUCGCUGCCCCCCCCCGUCGAGUCGGAGCUGGCGCUAUUCCAGAUGUCCGUGCUCUGGCUGGAGCACGACCGGGAGACCCGCAUGCAGUACGCCCCGGACCUGAUGAAGCGCCUCCGCUUCGCCCUCAUCCCGGCGCCGGAGCUGGUGGAGCGGGUCCAGUCGGUGGAUUUCAUGCGCACCGACCCCGUCUGCCAGAAGCUGCUGCUGGACGCCAUGAACUACCACCUGAUGCCCUUCAGGCAGCACUGCCGGCAGAGCCUGGCCAGCAGAAUUCGUUCCAAUAAGAAAAUGCUGUUAUUGGUUGGAGGAUUGCCUCCCGGACCUGACCGGCUACCCAGCAAUUUGGUUCAGUAUUAUGAUGAUGAAAAGAAGACGUGGAAAAUACUGACAAUUAUGCCAUACAACAGUGCCCAUCACUGCGUCGUGGAAGUGGAAAACUUCUUGUUUGUGCUAGGAGGAGAAGACCAGUGGAACCCUAAUGGGAAACACAGUACAAACUUUGUUAGCCGAUACGAUCCCAGAUUUAACAGCUGGAUACAACUUCCACCCAUGCAAGAGAGGAGAGCCAGUUUCUACGCCUGCCGCCUUGACAAGAACUUGUAUGUCAUCGGUGGAAGAAACGAAACUGGCUACUUGUCCAGCGUUGAGUGCUACAACCUGGAGACAAACGAGUGGCGCUAUGUGUCUUCGCUACCACAACCCCUGGCAGCCCAUGCAGGAGCCGUUCACAAUGGCAAGAUAUACAUUUCAGGAGGUGUUCACAAUGGAGAAUACGUCCCCUGGCUGUACUGCUAUGACCCUGUGAUGGACGUCUGGGCCCGAAAACAGGACAUGAACACAAAACGAGCAAUCCACACUCUGGCUGUGAUGAAUGAUCGACUGUAUGCAAUUGGAGGAAACCAUUUGAAAGGUUUCUCCCAUCUCGAUGUAAUGCUUGUGGAGUGCUACGACCCAAAAGGUGACCAGUGGAAUAUCCUCCAGACUCCUAUUCUGGAGGGUCGCAGUGGCCCUGGCUGCGCAGUCCUUGAUGACAGUAUUUACCUUGUAGGAGGCUACAGCUGGAGUAUGGGAGCCUACAAAUCUUCUACUAUUUGCUACAGUCCUGAGAAAGGGACUUGGACAGAGCUGGAAGGUGAUGUUGCGGAGCCCCUAGCAGGACCUGCGUGUUCGACUGUGGUAUUGCCGGCCUGUGUUCCUUACAACAAGUGAUGGGCCAAGAGCGCUGACAUGAACACUGAGUGCAUUUGGGAAAAUAAUGACGGGUGACAUAAAUAUUUUAUUAGAACAGAAUUCCUGUUAAAACAAAGCUACCAUAAUUGACCCCUCAUUCCAUGUUUAUGCUUUAGGAGCAAACUAAAAGAAAA